CUAGAGCGCAUUCGAGCAGCACGCUACCAACAUUAACACAUCAUUUGCUGAAACCAAACAUUGCGUGUAUAAAUCUUUACUGAUUUAUAAAAUGUCAUUGUUUAAUAAUAACGCUUACAAUAAUUUUCUACCUUAUAGAAAAAGGUAUAGACUAUGGAAACAAAGUGUCGAUGUUCCAGUACCAUUAAAGACAAGGCGUAGAUGGAGAAAUAAUAUUACUGCAGAAAAUAUUUAUGAUAAUGAAAGAAUGAAUGAUAUAUCCAAUAAUGCCGAAGAAAAUAGUAACUCCAAUAGUAACAGUUUUAUUAAUAGUAAUGAUGCUGAAGAUUUUGAUGUGAAGAGAGAGAACACAAAUAUAUUAAUAACUAAUUUAAAUCAUUGCCACGAAAAAACAAUAAAUGUUAAUAAUAAUUCAAACAAUUUUGAUAUUAUACAUAAUGAAAGUGAGGCUAAUACUAUCAAUAUUGAUAAUAAGAAUGAUGAUCAAUUGAAUGAUGAAAACAAUUUUGAAAUAUUACAAGAAAAUUCAUGUGAUGAAAUAAUUGUGAAUAUUUUAGAAUUGUAUGUUCGUCAUAAAUGGACUAAAUCAAGUUUGCAAGAUAAUUUGUUACUUUUGCGAAAAGUAGCUUCUAACAAAACACAAAUUCCUAGCACAAUUUACAAAUUAUUCCAAUAUGUAAAAGAUCGUGUUCCUAAAUUCACCACUACAAAACAUUUUUCUUGUACAAACUGUUUAAAUUACAAUGGCAUUAAAAUUAACAGUAAUUGUCUUUUGUAAUAAUAAAAAGUUUGCUUUUUUUUUUUUAAAUUGAUAUCUGUGAACAGUUAAAGUUUAUGUUUGAGAAUUGUAAUUUAGUUAAAAAGCUAAAGCCGUCACUUAAUGAUGAUGAUGAAGUUAUUAGUGAUAUAACUGAUGGUUCCGAAUAUAUAAGAGUAAAUUCUCGUAAUGACAGAGAAAAAUAUGAUUUAACUUUAAUACUAAAUACUGAUGGUAUUUCUAUUACAAAAAGUUCAAAAAGUCACUGCUGGCCACUAGUUUUUACAAUUUCGGAAUUACCAGAAUAUCUUAGAGAAUCUUAUUUAAUUAUGAUAGGUUUAUGGUACGACGAGGACUAAUGAAUACAUUUUUAAAACCAUUUUGUUUAAAAUUACAAAAAUAUUUUACUAAAGGUAUUCGCUGGAUUGACCCAGUAACUAACUUAGAAGUAGUAUCAAAAAUUGUAAUGCCUUUAAUUAUUGCUGAUGCUCCAGCAAGAGCGCAAUUGCAAAAUAUAUUAAACUUUAACAGAAAAUAUGGCUGCAACAUUUGUGAAAUUAAAAUGAAAAAAUGCGAUAGAGUACAAGGUAAAAAGAGUUAUCGUAUAUAUCCUUAUAAUACAAUAGAAAGUAAAUUAAGAAAUAAUAAUCGAAUGAUAAGACAAGCUGAACAAAUUAUUGAUUCAGAAAAAAAACAUAAAAAGGGUGUCAAAGGUCCUUCUAUUAUUUCUAGUUUACCAUUGCUUGAUUUAGGAACAUGUGUAAUUCCAGAGUAUAUGCACUCUGUAUUACUGGGAGUUACUCGACAAUUUUUAGAUUUAUGGUUAAAUAAAAAAGGACCGUGGUCCAUAAAAAAAUUUAUUCCUGAAAUUGAUGACAUUUUGCUUAAGAUUCGACCACCACAUUUUUUUAAUAGAAUGCCAAGAUCUAUUAAGCUUUAUUUAUUUAUAAUUUAUAUCUUUAUUUAUAAUUUUCUUCAAUAUUAUAAAUAAAGCUUCAGAAUUAUACAACUGGAUAUUGUUUUAUUCGCUGCCAUGUUUAGUUAAUUAUUUACCAGAUCCGUAUUUUCAACAUUGGAUGUUACUUGUAAAAUCACUAUUUACUUUGCUUCAAGAUAAAAUAAAAAAACAACCCGAUCUUAAAUUAGCAGAAAUUUAUUUAAAAUCUUUUGUCCAAAACAUAAAAUUUUUAUAUAAUGAUCGUCAAAUGAAAUACAAUGUACAUCAACUACAACAUCUCGUUCUCAUUGUAAAACGAUGGGGUCCUUUAUGGGUUACAUCAGCAUUUCCAUUUGAAAAUUUUAAUGGAAUAUUAGUUCACAAUAUUCAUGGUAAAAAGCAUAUAGGACAAGAAAUAAUGAAUAAUUUAAGUAUUGCACAAGGUUUACAAGUACUCAAAACACAAAAAGUAAAAAA
Molecule: messenger RNA, 2171 nt
Organism: Monomorium pharaonis (pharaoh ant)
Lineage: Eukaryota; Metazoa; Arthropoda; Insecta; Hymenoptera; Formicidae
Product: GATA zinc finger domain-containing protein 4-like
Exons: 2
Coding region: 92-778 (228 amino acids)
Source: RefSeq, a predicted model, not a curated record